AUGGGAGGCGCGACGGAGCUGACACUUCCUCGCCCGGCCAACCCCGACAGCAGCUAUCUAACUGCCCCCGAGUUGUCAGCUUUCAUCAGCAAGGUUGCCACGAAGCACAAUUACCUGAUCCAAUACAACACCUCGGUCGAAGACGUCAGGAACCUACCCGAAGGCGGAGUGAGACUGCUGCUGCGCCGAGAGAACGCCGGAGGCACUGACACCUGGUACGAGGAAGAGUUCGAUCAUCUCAUCGUCGCUACAGGCCACAAUAACAACGUGCCUCGCGUCCCCGACAUCUCCGGGCUCGACGCGUGGAAGGGCGGUCUGCAACACUCUGUGACAUGGCGGUCGGGAGAGGAGCUCAAGAACAAGCGCACCCUGGUUGUGGGCACUAGCGAGAGUGCCAUUGACAUUGUCCUUCAGUCCUUGCCUCACGUUAAGGGCGACAUCCAUGUCUCGCAGAAGUCGCUGCAUCCCCGCUAUCCCAACAUUUUCCAGCGCCCGGGCGUCAAGGUGGUGACAACGAUUGAUCACUUCACCGAGGACGAGAUCCAUCUCGUUGACGGGACAGUGCUGCGCGACAUUGACCACGUCGUGUUCGCGACGGGGUACAUCUUCUCGCACCCCUUCCUCUCCAAUGUCCGCCCGCCCGUGGGCCCGGAAGGUCACCGCGUGCCUGGUCUGUAUCAGCACAUCUUUGACAUCCACAACCCGAACACGAUUGCCUUCGUCGGCAUGGUCAACGUGUCGCUGACAUGGCUGACAUGGGAGAAGUCGGCGUUCCUGAUCGCGCUCGUGUGGUCGGGUAAAGUUCACCUGCCGAGCAAGGAGAUUCAGGAGAGAUGGGAACAAGACCGACUUGAGGAGAAGGGCGAGCGCUUGUUCCACAUUCUGGAUCUUCCUUAUGAGCGAGUCUUGUUCUUUGACGAGAUCAACGAACUCGCGGCAGAAUACCUGUCGCAGGAAGGGGCUGACGAUACGCUUCUGCGCGGAUUUCCGUUUCAAUUCACACUAGAUCUCAUCGCUUCGCGGCCAGAGAAGCUCAAGUAUUACGGAAUCACGGAGGAUGUCGGUGGCAGGGGCGUUCCUGGUUCGGCGGCCUUGUUCUCUGACAGUGGUGAUAUCGAGGGCCACGCUGCGCAAACAGACACACCUGCCUCGGUGGACUCUGGCGUGGAUAUCGUCUCUGACGAGACCAAGACGUCGGCAUUGGGGGGUGAAUUCGUCGAGCCAGUGCAUGAUCAAGUCCACCAGGCACCGGCCGUGAUCUCGGCGGCGUAA
This is a messenger RNA of Verticillium dahliae VdLs.17, 1272 nucleotides long. RefSeq names its product dimethylaniline monooxygenase. The record is from RefSeq and is a predicted model, not a curated record. Bases 1 to 1272 code for a protein of 423 amino acids. The transcript has a single exon. NCBI's taxonomy places the organism in Eukaryota, Fungi, Ascomycota, Sordariomycetes, Glomerellales, Plectosphaerellaceae. Gene Ontology annotation, molecular function: N,N-dimethylaniline monooxygenase activity; flavin adenine dinucleotide binding; NADP binding.